AUGCUGACAUUCACCGACGUCACAUGGCUGGACCUAUGUUUUGCUAGUGCCGGAAUGUAUCUGGUCAAGCAGGCAUAUCCCCCUGGACCUUCGGGGUGGCCUCUUAUUGGGAACGUCUCGCGCAUACCUCGCAUCAAGUCCUGGCUCACCUUUGCAGAGUGGAGCAAGAAGUAUGGCGACAUCUCACAUGUCGAGGUUCUGGGUCAGCACAUCAUUGUGCUAAAUUCAGUCAAGAGUGCCGUGGACAUGUUGGACAAGAAAGGCACUGUGUACUCUGACCGUCCUGUUCUGCCUAUGGGUGGCGAACUUCACCGCUGGCGCCAUCAUUCUGCGAAUCUCUCAUGGUUACGAGGUGAAGGAGAAACGAACGAUCCAUUUAUCGACCUUGCAAACCGCGCUAUGGACCAAUUCUCGCGGUCCACUGCUCCCGGCGCCUUCAUGGUUGACAUCAUGCCAUUCUUGGCCAACGUCCCCGAGUGGUUCCCUGGUGCUGGCUUCAAGCGCUUGGCCCGUGAAUGGUCCAAGACUCGCGAGAAUAUGGCUGCCAUACCCUACAAGUUCGUUAAGGAUCAGAUGACGCUAUUUUUGGUCUUGAUCGUCUUCCCUCCUUCGCAAAGUCACGACUCCCUCUCUUAUACUGAGGCGCUUGUGAAAGAAAUACAUCGCUGGAAUGUUGUCAGCCCUACCGCCAUCCCCCAUCGCGUCACCGACGACGAUAUCCAUGACGGGUACUACAUCCCAAAAGGUUCCUUGACAGAUUCAUGCUCAAUUUCUCGCGGACGUAUGCUAACCCCUCGCAAGACCUGCUUUAGUUUUGGUAGACGUAUCUGCCCCGGUCUCCACCUCGCUGAAGCCUCCGUUUGGAUAUCCACCGCGAUCUCACUCGCAGUGUUUGAUAUCUCCAAGGUCGUCGAGAAGGGUGUUGAGGUCACCCCUGAAGUUGACCAUACAUCAGGCACGGUCAGCCAUCCCAAACCCUUCGAGUGCUCUAUUAAGCCUCGCACCAAAAAGCCAUUGCGCUCAUUCAGCAGGAUGCUAACUAUUAAGGUCGCAGAGAUGAUUCUCGUUAUCUAA
This is a messenger RNA of Suillus subalutaceus, 1074 nucleotides long. Its product is annotated as cytochrome P450. The record is from RefSeq and is a predicted model, not a curated record. Gene Ontology annotation, molecular function: oxidoreductase activity, acting on paired donors, with incorporation or reduction of molecular oxygen; monooxygenase activity; heme binding. Lineage: Eukaryota; Fungi; Basidiomycota; Agaricomycetes; Boletales; Suillaceae. Bases 1 to 1074 code for a protein of 357 amino acids. The transcript is spliced from 10 exons.